CCCUCUAAAGAACAGCAAUGAAACCGAAAGGAUUGUUUCUUUUUAUCAACUCUUCAACAAACGCGUGCAAUGGCGUGUUUCUAUAUAAAGUUUGACCACUUACACGUGAGCCAUGGAGCUUCAGCUGUGUUAAACAGUGAACUCUCACGAAAUGAACUUUGCACUGUGGUGGUUUUUGUGGACAUUUUUCUGCCGUCGUUGUGACCGCACCGCUCGGGCAUUACCUGAGAUGGACAUUAUUGAGCUCCAUGUUUCGGUUCGUCUGCCAGGGCUCCCGGAAAGUGAGAUUCGUGCUGUAGCCACAAGGCUGCUUGACCUUGGUGUGGAAACACCUGAAGAUUUCAAGUUCGUACAUGAGCAGGACCUGCAGGGAGUAUUACGACCAAUACAAGCGCGAAGGUUUUUGUCUGCAGUUAAAACAUCAGGACAUGCAGGAGUAAGUUUUUCAAUUUUUUCAUUUCACCUUCGUUGCUUUUCGUUCCUUCUCCCAGUUUUUACGCCGUUUUUGUGUUGAGAAAUGCAUGAUUUGCUCAAUGCACCAGCUGACUUCUUUGUCUAUUCUGUUCUUUAUGGGGAAGGGGAGGUUAGCUAUCCUGGAGGAGGCUUGCUAUCCAAAAUUUACUUCUGGCGGCUUUGGUAAUGUUGAAAGUAUCGUGGCUAUGAAGGCAUAUUACAUAGGAUGUAGAACAAUGGGAUCGACUGUUGUGGAGAGUUACCUGAUCAUUUUCCUCUCUUGUGCAGAUGACAACUCUGUGCAUCAGCACGAAUCUCCUACCAACAGUACACAGUCAUCUCUAUCAUCGUCUGCUCCUCUUGUUGAGGAGGAGCGACCGCAUGUCUUCUCAGUUCCUCCCCAAAGAAGCGAGUCAACGGCUUCAUCUUCCAACACUGACCCCAACUGGGCAUCCAAAUUCCAAGUACCUUGGAAAAGCAUGCCUCCAGCUCUGACAAAAGCGUUGAGCAAGAAGGAACGACCCACUAGCAAGCUGAGGCGAGAAAUGGUCCGCAUAAUAAUUGACCACGCAAUGAAGACCUGUGACCGUCCUUUGCGAAAGCAUUUAGCAAUAAUUUCUCGAGAGAUUGUGUCUCAGUACCCGUCCUCCUUCCAAGACUCUUUUGAGGGCACAGUGGUGGGCACCGGGUAUGAUUCUCUUUUGAAUCAACUUGUCUUCAGAACAGAAAACUGUAUCCGUUCAAGUCGGAACUGUGGCACUUUUCGAGCAGGAGGACUUCAUAGGGAUUCCAGUAGGUAUGGUUGCACCAGUCGACAGUCAGAUGACAUCGACGAAGAAGUCAUGACAGAGAAGAAAGAAUCUUUGAAAUCUUUGUUUGUAUCAAAAGAAGGCCAACGAGACAUUGUAGUUGAGGAAAUGAAACUGACCUACCCGUUGCAAAGGAAAAUGGUCAAUUCCAGUAUGACAACACGUGAACUACUGAAAGAGUGGCCAUAUCUUUUUGAGUCUGAUGGGCUGUUCGUUCACUUCAAAGAACUCGUUGGGGUUGAUGUCGCCCAAGUCCUCCCAACGGCGUUCAGGGAAAAAGGGAACAACGUUAUAAAGUUUGCAAAGCAAGACAGCGAAAUAACGGACACAGUCACCGAAAUUUUUGAAGCGUUGGAAAAAGCACCAGGAUCAGAGCCACAAAAUGAGGCAGUUGCAGUGACACUUCUUCUCCUGCACUUCCUGAAAGAACCUCAAGAUGCUGUCAUUCUGGCUCGUGAGGAAUUCUCCACAGUACGUGAUAUUGAGAACUCGUUGCUUCCAGUCACGCCUCGGAUUAUUGCGCUCGGUGAUUCGCCAUGGGCAGACUCCUUCAUGAUAACUGUAGACCACACAGUUGUUGUAGACCACGUGCCACAUUUUAUAACUGCAGUUGGUGUCUGGUUCUCACUGCACUAUGUUCUUAACCUGGUAUAUGCUGAGGAGAGCCAAGCAUUUGCUGAAUUCCUCCAAAGGACAUUUCUUGGCAUAAAUCCCGAUAGAGGCUCUAGGGCACAAAAGCGUCAAAAAACACCCGUCAACAAAAAAGUGCUCCGUCUAGUAGACAAGCUUUCAACCUUCGAAUGGAACGUAUAGGGUUCCAAGAUGUACGUGAACUACUACAGCCGACCUUACGUCAACAAGUCAUGGGUGCACAUGUUCCUUGUUAUGAUGUUCAUUUGGCAAACGAAACAAAACAAAAACGUGUUUUAAUGUCAGAGCUUGACUGAUGGUUGCACAUGGCACCUUCUUACGUUCUUUUGAAAAAUAAAACUUGUUUGGAUGUCAGAGCUUGACUGAUGGUUGCACAUGGCACCUUCUUAUCUUCUUCUUUUGAAAAAUAAAACUUGUUUGGAUGUCAGAGCUUGACUGAUGGUUGCACAUGGCACCUUCUUAUGUUCUUCUUUUGAAAAAUAAAACUUGUUUAGAUGUCAGAGCUUGAUUGAUGGGUGAACAUGGCUCCUUCUUGUGCUCUUCUUUUGAAAAAUAAAACUUGUUUAGAUGUCAGAGCUUGAUUGAUGGGUGAACAUGGCUCCUCCUUGUGCUCUUCUUUUGAAACAUAAAAUGGGUUUUGAUGCCACAGGUGAUUGGCC
Molecule: messenger RNA, 2572 nt
Organism: Ornithodoros turicata
Lineage: Eukaryota; Metazoa; Arthropoda; Arachnida; Ixodida; Argasidae
Exons: 12
Coding region: 522-2075 (517 amino acids)
Source: RefSeq, a predicted model, not a curated record